This is a messenger RNA of Symbiodinium sp. CCMP2592, 1122 nucleotides long. NCBI's taxonomy places the organism in Eukaryota, Dinophyceae, Suessiales, Symbiodiniaceae. The record is from the annotation of a GenBank genome assembly.
AUGCGAAUCAAAGCUCAAAUGAAUGAAGUGAAAAUUCUGUCAAGCUCGCAGCCGAGAUUCCAGUGCCCACCGGACGGGUUGCCGUGUGUGAGGGACUGGAUCACGCUUUUUGAAAGCAUGGUCUGCACGGGCAUCGACUUGGCCCGUGAGCCUCUCUCUGUCAGCAUGGACUUGGCGGACGGCGGCAAGCUUCGACCGGCGACGGUCGACAUCUACAAGGGCUUUACAAAAGCCAGUGUCAUUGCGUUCUGUUUGUGCGUUUUGACAGACUUGGAUGUCGAAGAGCAGUGGCCUUUGAUCGAACCCUUCACGACGUUCUUGGACCGUGUUUCGCUCAGUCUGUCGGCCGUGGACCAGUCCUUCUCCAACCUUGCUUUGAGCUACAGAGGGGCGGAGAGGCAGGCCCCUUCGAUCAUAUCCUUGGCCCUGCGCUUCAACGACGUGCUCAAAACAAAGUCCAAGCAGGCCUGCUUUCCUGCGGGGUCGAACGUCGAGAAAAGAAUCGAGGCCAUCGUCGAAGAGUUCAACGGCAGCAGCCUUAUGACGGCGAGGUUUGCUGUGGACUCAGAGAAGAUCAAAGCGAUUUCCAACAUUAUCGUGGGAACGUGCGAGGAGACCCUGGCGCUGAUGCAGUCUCACUUGCACACGACGAAAUGGAAGGAUUCGGCAUUCAGCCACAACUUGUUGAAGUCGAACAGAUGGCUGAUUGGCGCCUCCCGGCGAGUUGAUCACAACUACAUGCGCAGCCUGCUGGUGGUGACGGCACCGAUCCAGGAGUUCUUCGUGCGCAACCACAUCCUCGCUUUCUUGAAAGCAGGCAGGCGACUCCGGAGUAGCGCCCGAGCGAAAUGCCGGCCGAGCGUGGAGCAGUUCGAGCAAGCCAUGGACUAUUGCUGCGUGAUGUACCACUUGGUGGAGGAGGCCACCAAGCAGUUUCCCAAGAAGGACAUGCGUGCCCUGAUGCAGGCUGUGGACAACAGGCUCGUCCCAUCGUUCACCUUGCAAGUGCUCAGUCAAUCAGCUCUCUGCUUGCGUUUCGGACUCCCGGUGUCAGGGAGUUUUACGACGAAGUCAUACUGGCUGUGGACACCCAGCUUCCCAAUUGGAAGCUCGCCCACCUGA